Molecule: messenger RNA, 1434 nt
Organism: Aspergillus nidulans FGSC A4
Lineage: Eukaryota; Fungi; Ascomycota; Eurotiomycetes; Eurotiales; Aspergillaceae
Product: Ras family GTPase TEM1
Exons: 4
Coding region: 114-1058 (314 amino acids)
Biological process (GO): intracellular signal transduction; positive regulation of cell cycle process
Cellular component (GO): spindle pole body
Molecular function (GO): GTPase activity; GTP binding
Source: RefSeq, a predicted model, not a curated record
CUCGAGUCCCUCUUGCUGCUGCUAUUUGUUUCUAUCAUUUUUCUACCCUUACUCUCCUUAUAUCUCUCCCUUUUCUUCCACCUGAGCUGUGCUCCAACCUCUCCCACCCCGCCAUGGACCCCGCUCAACCCCCGGUCGCCGAAGCGCCUGUGCCUGAAGCCGAACCACAACACCAGGACCAGUACCAGGAAAACCAGCCAGAGCAUCAACAUCAUCAAACCGAGCUAGAUCAACCAGACCAGAUGUCGCAAGGAUUGUCGCACAUGUCGGAGACGGAAACUCCGACCAUCGUCCCAACCGCCGCCUCAGAAGAACCUACCCUCCCCUCCACCAGCUAUCACAAUGGCUACAGCAGCGACUCGCGCGCCCACUAUGAAUAUCAUACUCCGACUCAGGACCCCCAGCCGCAACCACCGACCUCCUCACGGCCAAGCUCCGGGUUAUCGGGGACCCAGAAACAGCCAGCUCAGACAACAAAAAACAGUGUGGUGAUCAAGGUCGGGAUGGUCGGAGAUGCACAGAUUGGGAAAACGAGUUUGAUGGUCAAAUAUGUUGAGGGGAGCUGGGACGAGGAUUAUAUUCAGACUCUGGGCGUGAAUUUUAUGGAAAAAACAAUUUCGAUCCGGAAUACGGAGAUCACUUUCUCCAUCUGGGAUUUGGGAGGCCAGCGAGAGUUCGUCAACAUGCUCCCGCUCGUGUGUAACGAUGCGGUCGCUAUACUUUUCAUGUUCGACCUCACCCGCAAGAGCACUCUAAAUUCCAUCAAGGAAUGGUACCGACAAGGCCGUGGCUUUAACAAAACUGCCAUCCCCUUCCUCGUAGGUACCAAGUACGACCACUUCGUCAACUUUCCUCGGGAAGAUCAGGAGGAGAUUUCGAUUCAGGCCAAACGCUUCGCAAAGGCGAUGAAAGCCAGUUUGAUUUUCAGCAGUACCAGCCACAGCAUUAAUGUACAGAAGAUAUUCAAAAUCGUCCUCGCCAAGGCCUUUGACCUAAAGUGCACAAUCCCCGAGAUCGAAAAUAUCGGUGAACCUUUACUACUCUAUAAAAACGUCUAAUCACCGCGCCCGCGUGCUUGAGCUUACGUCCGUGCGUUUGGACGAAUGAUGUUGACGACCGAACGUUCCCUACACCUAGGUUGGGCCUAUAUCAAGUCCUGGAUCCCCACGAUCCCUCUCUCUUUCCCUUUUUUUUUCUUAUUUCACCAGCAUUGGGAUGCGCCUGGACUUCAUUCUCUCACCAUUUCUUUGCUUUUCUUCAAUUCCCCAUUGUCUCUUUCCUUCUAACUGUAUCUUUUCCUACUGUCGGAGAUUGCGCGUUGAGUCUCUGUGCGUUUUUACCGCGCUUUGCGUGAAAUUGCGAUGUCAAAGUAUGUAAUGUGCAAAGACCUUUGAGGUUGUCGUUUUCGCAGCCGAAUUGAAGUUGUCAAGUCGG